Molecule: messenger RNA, 2945 nt
Organism: Vespula pensylvanica (western yellowjacket)
Lineage: Eukaryota; Metazoa; Arthropoda; Insecta; Hymenoptera; Vespidae
Gene: GluRS-m
Product: probable glutamate--tRNA ligase, mitochondrial
Exons: 9
Coding region: 699-2222 (507 amino acids)
Biological process (GO): glutamyl-tRNA aminoacylation
Molecular function (GO): glutamate-tRNA ligase activity; ATP binding; zinc ion binding
Source: RefSeq, a predicted model, not a curated record
ACACUUUUGAAUUAAUCCAUAUUCAGAAAAGUAUAAUUUACCAUAUGGACUUUUAUUAUUUUCAUCUGUUUUAUUACUAUUUUUAUUACUUUUAAUAAUCUUUAUCACAAUUUAUUUACGCAAGCUCGUUUACCGAUACUAUAGAAGCAUAAUUAGUACAGUGUUUCUGCUUAUUCAUAAUUUAUUUAUCCGUCUCUGAAGGCACGUACGCUACGAGCGAUAAAUUGUCUAUAGCCUUUAGGUUUGAAUCGUGUAACCGAGAGGAAUAUAGUGCGAAGUAAGUCGAUUCUGACUGGUCGAUUUUAACGCAAUGAAACGAGUGAUAUUAACCAAUCAUAUUUUAUUGCAAAUGUGUAUAUAAAAAGAAAUAAAUUUACUGAAUUGAUCAUUAUGUUAGAAAUAAUUUAAAUAGUAACUAAUAUUUAUUAAUUGUGGAUAUGAAGUUUAACGUGAUAUUUUAUUGUUAAUAAUAUUCGUGUUACGGAUAUGUGAUUUCGAAUCGCAGAUUCUUUUUUAAAUCUACUGUGUAAUAGCUGUGUAAUCAUUUUUCUAAACAUAUUAAAAGUUAUAUAAAAAAAUUAAUUUUAUGUUUUAUGCGUAUUAUUCUGAUCGAAAUAUAUUAUAACAACCAUUUGCUUUAGUAACUUCUUAAUAAGGUUACGUUCUUUUUAUUUUAUGUGAUUCACUUUAUUAAGAAAAUGCAUGGCGGUACACUUCGAAUUGUUAACUUUUUGUUUGUGCAAAAACGUUUUUGUUCUCAACAAGUGAGAGUGAGAUUUGCUCCAAGUCCUACUGGAUACUUGCAUUUGGGAGGCUUACGUACAGCUCUGUACAAUUAUUUAUUUGCGCGUGCUAAUAAUGGCUCGUUUAUUUUACGAAUUGAGGAUACCGAUCAAUCUAGAACAGUACCAGGUGCAAUAGAAAAAUUGCACGAUGACUUGAUAUGGGUUGGAAUUAUAUCCGAUGAAGAUCCGAUGAGAGGUGGCCCAUACGGGCCUUAUCUUCAAUCUAAACGCCUUGAUAUAUAUAAAGAAAAUAUAAAAACUCUUCUUGAAAAUAAGACUGCGUAUUAUUGUUUUUGCUCAGAGAAUAGAAUGAAUUUAUUAAGACGAGAAGCGGUAAAAAAUGGACAUGUACCUAAAUAUGAUAACAAAUGUAGAUAUUCUACUGACAGUGAAGUCAAUGAAAAAUUAAGAAAUGGAGUACCAUAUUGUAUUAGAUUUAAGCUAUCAUCAAACAUAGAAAUAUUCGAUGAUCUGAUUUAUGGUCGUGUAGCUCACGAUAUUACACAGGUUGAAGGUGAUCCUAUAAUCAUGAAAAGCGAUGGUUUUCCUACUUAUCAUUUUGCAAAUGUUGUUGAUGAUCAUUACAUGGAAAUUUCUCAUGUUCUGAGAGGAGUAGAGUGGCAAAUAUCUACCCCAAAACAUUUAAUGCUUUAUAAAGCAUUUGGUUGGGUGCCACCUAUUUAUGGUCAUUUACCUUUAAUAUUAAAUAGCGACGGUACAAAAUUAUCUAAACGACAAGAUGGAAUUAGAGUCGAUUCAUUUCGAAAUUCUAAUAUUUUUCCAUUGGCAUUAUUAAAUUAUGUUACUCAGGCUGGUGGUGGUUUCAUAAGAAAUUCAGAUGUUCAACUAUAUACUUAUGAAAAUUUGAUUAAACAGUUCGAUAUUAAAAGGAUAAAUGCAAAUUCUUCAAAAUUAGCACCUGAGAAAUUAUUAGAACUUAAUAAGUUAGAAAUAUCACGGUUAUUAAGCAAUCAAAAUAAUUAUAAAUUUUUGGUUGAAAGAGUAAAAAAAAUAGUAAAAGAAGCAUUUCCAAAUUGCAAAGAUAAAAUACUUAAAUUAGAUGAAGAUUAUAUUGUUACAACUUUGAAAUGGGCACAAGAUAGAAUUAGUAAGUUAAGCGAUCUUGUAAAACCUGAUUUUGCGUUUAUAUGGGUUAUACCAAGUUCUCUUCCUGACAUUACUUCAUCUAAAUGUAUAGAUGCUAUUAAAAAUUUGGACAAGAAAUUAACUGAGACUGAUGAGAAUAGUUUAUCAACGGAUAUAUUGAAAUUAUACUUGAAAGAACUUGCUGAGAAAAAUGACGUUUCAUUUCCUAGCUUGAUGAAAACGCUUCGUAAAAUUCUUAGUGGUUUAGAGAAAGGACCAAGUGUAGUCGAAAUGAUCGAAAUUUUGGGAAAAAAUGAGACACAAUCACGUUUAAAACGUUGUCUUCCAUGAAAAAACACAAUGAUAUUAGAUAUUGGAUGAAACUGCUUAAAGGCUCGUGUUAUAAUCUUUAAAACACAUAACAUAUUGAAAUACUUCAAUUAAUGAACAGUAUGUUCAACUAUAUUUUCAGUUUUAUCUAAGUAAACGCAAAAAAAGGUAAUAUGUAACUAAGAACUUUUCAUUAAUAAUGAUUCAAAAGUUUGCUGCUUCCCUUGUAUAUAAUAAUGUUUUAUAUAAAAUCCUUUUAAUAUAUUUGACUUUAAUAUUACAUUUUCUUCAUUAUUUCUAAACAUGAAAAUAGUACAAAUAAAAUAUGACAUGAAGAUUAUAUGUGAUCAUUAAUUCAUUAUAAUUAUAUAGAUAUUUUUCAUCGGAUAGAUAAAUUUUAUAUUGCCGAAUACUUUUAUUUGAUAUCGAUAAGAGUUAUGAUAUAACUAAAUCAUAAAGCUAUUUAUUGGCAGCUUCUUGGAAUAUUACCAGAGUAAUUGAUCUUUUCUAAUCAAUAUAAAAAAUCUAAGAUAAUUUUAAUAUAGUUAUAUAGAUCUCUUAUGAUAGAAUAUAAAAAUGUAGUCUUCAGUAGGAUAUGUCAAUGAUCGAGCAUUCAAUUUAAUCGCCAUCUAGCGCCGAAAUAUUGUAAUUAAUUUUGACAGUGCAUCGCCUGAUGAUAGGCAACAUUAGUAUAUAACUAAGAGUAAGAUUUGAAUAAAGCUUUCCAGAUGUUUUUUCUCAUUA